Linum trigynum is the source of this 3557-nucleotide messenger RNA. The record is from the annotation of a GenBank genome assembly. Lineage: Eukaryota; Viridiplantae; Streptophyta; Magnoliopsida; Malpighiales; Linaceae.
UUCUCACAACUAGUUUAAGUUUACAUAAUAACAUACGAGUUUAAUAAUCCAAGUUCUCAAAAUCAAAGCACACAAAUGUUAUAAAGGAUAGAAGGAAAACUACAUCAAUUCAUCGGUUUCUAUAAUCUCCCAUCAUCAAAAGUUGUCAUCCUUUUUCAUAUUAUGAAAACUCAGCCAUUGAUUUGAGAAAGUUAGAUCGAUGUAGGAUCCAAGAUGGAAACGAAGAGAAACCCCAUUUCAUUUAGCUUAUACAAAUUCGGAAAACAAAGAACCAAAGCUCCAAUAAAAAAAAGUAUGAAAAAGCAAGGAAUGGAUCAGAACAUUGGCUUGAAUAUCUCCAUAGGAGAUACAUUUCGGACAGUAUAAUCAAUUUAGAUCAUCUAGGAAAAGUAUCAUCACAUCCACAACGAAACACAACUACUCAAAUUGAUCCAAAAUUUAGAAAUCAUCAAAAAGGGGGUUGGAGUGAAAACCAUCAUAAACCUAAAAAAGAUUCCACAGAAGCAACAUUGAAGCUGUUUUACGGUCUGCAACUCCGCAUCAUGGUUAGGGCACGAUUUGGCCGCCCGCAUCACCUGGUGGAGCAACAUUGAAGCUGCUGUACGAUCUGUACAAUCCGACAUUGGUGAAGUGGUGACGGGCUAGGACAAGGAAGAGAAGGAAACUAACCUGUUGUGGCACCGAUGAGUUGCGAUAGGCAAAGACGAGUGCGACGGGUGCUGCCGCGUUGGAGGCUUGGAGGAGCUAUCGAGUGCGACGACUAGAGCUUUGCUGACAAACUGGCGGCGACGGUUGUGGAGCCUUGUAUCAGCUUCGAAUUCUUCACUGGAGUUUGGAAGGCCUGCAUCGCGAUGGCGGCGACAUGCAAUGAUAAGUGCAGAGGGCGGGGCCUACCUCGUUGGAGUGCAUGAGAUAGGCGACGAACGAUUAGGGAUUGUGGAAGAUCUCAGGCCAAUAUCCACCCCAUUCCCUUUUUUUUUUGUCCGAAGUGAUUGAAACGACGCCCUUUUGGUUUGGUGGAGACAGUUUUCUCCUUUGCUUGGAAUCGGGUAAAAUCGAUGUGAAAACACGUUUUAUCCUAUUUCAACGAUUUUAACGAUUCUACUAACGCUUUUGACAGAUUUUGAGUGAAAACCGAUUUUAUUAGUGAUUUGAAACGUUUUCCUACCCUAGAAACGUAAAAUCGUACAUUUUUACGGUUUAAAGCGCGAUUUUGACUACACUGGUCUCGCCUAGAGGAUUGAGGAAGGAGAUGAAGAAGACAGAAUUUGAUUCGAAUCGGAUGUAGAGGUCUUCUUAAUUUGUGUUUAUGUAUUAACGGUGCGUUUAGGACUAAUUCUAGUUGGAUUGGGUCUGAUCAUUGAUUUUUGCAGGCUUUUAAAUAACAUUCAAAAGUGGGCUUGUACAUGAUCCAUGCAAUAUUCAAGUGGGCAUGGACUGUGCGAGCCCAUUUCAUUUCUCCUGCCGUAUCAAUUCGUGCGCCAACCCUAGUUUAACUAGCAUGACUUACCCUAGUUUAACCUACAUGAGUUACCAUUAUCAUUACAUAUCUUCCGUAAUCUUCUAACUCUUGACAUCCCAGACUCAACCGUCUCCAUCACACUCACGUCUCCAGACUCAACCCCCACGAUCACUUUUUCUUACACCUACAUUCUCUCUCUCCUCCAUCUUCACCUUCCCCUUGUUCCUUCUUCCUCCAGACUCCAUGGCAAAGAAAAGUAGAUCAUUUGCGGAAAUGGGGAUACUAUCUCUAUCAAACGAAGAUUGUCGAUCCACUGCCAGUCUCGGUGACUAUCUUUCAUUUACAAGCAAAACUGCCAUUGUCGCCGAGUACGAGUUCAUCCACCUAAGUCCUUUCCCUACAGAAGUGAAGACGUUAAUAAAAAAUCUUGGCUGGGAAAAUUUCUUUGUUCUCCGGAGUCGAGGAAGCACAAGUUACUGCCCCCAUGUGGUGAGGAAGUUUUACCACAAUCUACAGCUUUCUGGUCCCUGUGAUUCUCAUCUGGUGUCAAUCUUCCUCGGACAUAGAGUCUGCUUUCAGCCUCAUCAAUUUGCUGAGAUCCUUGAUCUUCCUGCUGAAGGACACCCCAUUGAUAGCAUAAGUGAUCUUGGGCGGCUAUAUGAUUUUGAGUUUGAAGUUGAACUGGCGAAACUCACGAAGGGGCACAUCUAGGCUUCUUUCCUCCUAGAUCCUCUUCGAUUCCUCCACCAGUUGAUUGUCAACUGCUUCCUUCCAAGAUACCGUGGUCAUUCCAUUAUUCGUAAACUUGACUUGUUUAUCCUUGUGCAAGCUCAAAGAGGUGUUCCUGUUAACCUCGCAUCUCUAAUGUGCUUGAACAUGGUCGAAGCUGCUCCCAAAGGGAAAAACUGGUAUACUGCCUUUCCCUAUGCCACCUUCGUCACCACCUUUCUUGAAAGGGUUGGGAUGGAUCUGAGCGUUUAUGUUAAGGAGGACCAGUGCGCUUAUUUGCCAGUGUACCGUAUAGCCGAAUUGACCAAUACUUUUAUUGAGAAUCGGCAUACGGAGCAUCAAGAGACCCCUGAGGCCUCCUCAAGCAAACGUCCUCGGCUUACAUGAGAGUCGAUUGAUGCAGGGCGGGGUGGAGCGUUGGAGCAGCUAAGGGGCCAGCAAUGGAUGUCUUCUGUUAACAAGUUUACUAAGUCGUUGUUGGGUUUUUUUUUCCAGUCUUUUGUAUUUUCCUUUAUUCUCCGGCACUCAAAACUGUCAGGUACUGAGGGGAGCCAGUACAUCAUCUGAAUAAGAAAGUCUCCUAUUUUGAUUUCUGAAAUGUCCAUACCUGGAUUUUUCUAUGCAUGUAGUAUUUUUUGAAUUUGCCAUGGCUAGGAUCCCUAAGACAGGUGACGAGAUACAGUAAUGGUCAUCUCCAAUGGUGCAAUUUUUGUGACUUGCAAGAUGAUGUGGCAAGGAGGUGCAAUUGCAUCUUUAAAUUGCUACGAUGUGAGAAGCUAUUGCAAGGGUGCAAAUUUGCAUAAUGUGCAAUUCUUCUUGCAAUUCAAAUGGACCCGCUGGUGGGCUCUUUUUUACUCUUUUUUAAAGAAUUUAGAUGAUGGAGAUGAUAUAUAAAUUGUUUAGUAGUGGUAAAUUAAUAUGUUGAUCCCACUCAUUGAAAUUGCAUUUGGAUUUCAUUGUUGUAGAGAGGAUGAAGUUGAGAAGUGGUGUUUUCUCAAAAUUAUAGAAGUGGAAGUAGGGACUACCUAUGAAAUUGCAAAUGAAUUUCAUUGGGGGAGAUUUUAAUCCGCUUUUGUUCUAAGCAGUUCCAAUUAGGUCGAAGAAUGUGUUACUUAUUUCAUCUUCAAUUUUUAAUGGUUUUCGAAAAUUAUGGUUUUAUUUAUAUUUGGUCACAAGUAUAGUGAUGAUGAUAGGCGUGAAUAGUAUGGAUUUUAAAUGGCUUGAUUAUAAUAAUUUUUUAUCUAUGGUGAUUUUUUUCCCUUUUUCAUCAAGACUCAUGCUUCUUUUAUUCCCCUGGUGAAUCUAUCAUGCCUCGUUUAUAGUAAAAUACCCUUUUAAUUAUACACAAUAAAGAAUCCAUUAAUUA